AUGUCGACCAGGAGAGGCGUUGGCUUGGGCGCCUUCUCAAAUAGAAAUGCCACGGCCCAGUCCUACGCCGCUCACGGCUCAAACUUGAAAUCCGCCAAUGCUGCCUCGCUCCAGGCACAGCUGGAGGUUUUCCAGUCUCUCCUACAUAACUUCGCACUCGAACAUGCGGCGACCAUCAAAUCCAACCCGACGUUCCGCGCCGAGUUCGCGCGCAUGUGCAAUGCUAUCGGUGUUGACCCGUUGGCGGGCUCUAACAUCAAAGGUAAAAAAGCGGAUUCGCUCUGGGCGAAAGUCUUGGGCCACGAUGUUAACGACUUUUAUUUUUCGGUCGCGGUGAGGGUGGUCGAGUUGUGUCAAGCGACGAGGGCGGAAAAUGGUGGAUUAAUUGGAUUGAAGGAAUGCUGUGAGAGCGUGGCCAGGGGAAGAGCCAUCGGUGGUGGUCUGCAAGUGUCAGAAGAUGACAUCGAGAGGGCUGUUAAAUCACUGGAACCCCUGGGGUCGGGAUUUGUCAUUCUCACAAUCGCGAACAAACGGUUCAUACGAUCGGUCCCAAAGGAGUUCAACACGGAUCAAUCCACCGUGCUGGAGGUUCUACAGCUCCUCGGCAGUGUGACAGUGUCCCUCCUACAGCUCAACCUAGGAUGGGAGCGGGCUCGUGCCGAGACUGUCAUCCAAGAUCUACUGGCUGAUUCUCUGGUGUGGGUGGACUAUCAGUGUCCAGAACCUGAAUAUUGGUCACCCCAGGGACUCCUAGACGAGAGUGACUAA
Molecule: messenger RNA, 768 nt
Organism: Fonsecaea erecta
Lineage: Eukaryota; Fungi; Ascomycota; Eurotiomycetes; Chaetothyriales; Herpotrichiellaceae
Exons: 1
Coding region: 1-768 (255 amino acids)
Biological process (GO): protein transport to vacuole involved in ubiquitin-dependent protein catabolic process via the multivesicular body sorting pathway
Cellular component (GO): ESCRT II complex
Source: RefSeq, a predicted model, not a curated record